This is a messenger RNA of Engraulis encrasicolus (European anchovy), 9066 nucleotides long. It is a transcript of the gene mypn, whose product is annotated as myopalladin. Bases 375 to 7412 code for a protein of 2345 amino acids. The transcript has 21 exons. The record is from RefSeq and is a predicted model, not a curated record. Lineage: Eukaryota; Metazoa; Chordata; Actinopteri; Clupeiformes; Engraulidae.
UUACUGCUGACAGGUUGCCCCCCCACCAGCUACUUUGCCUUCGUGUCUAUCUCCUCCUUCCAAACCCCAAGGUUAACUUGUGCAAAAAAGUAGAGGAAGCAAAGCAAGCAAAGCGUGGGCAGCUGCCCUCGGGCCAUUUUUUUUGUUCUCUCUCUCUCUCUCUCUCCUGGGGGGCCUCCUCUUCACUGGACUGUCCCGGAAUACGCUGCAGCCAGGGGGAGAAACACACACACAUACAUACACACACACACAUACACACACACACACACACACAUACUCAGACAUACAUACACUCACACCGCUCACAGGUGUGCUUGAAGGACUUGCCACAGUUCGGACGACCUCCUGUGGGCUGAAGAGUAAAGAAGAGCAGGAUGGAUCAGCCCACGACAUCACUGUCACAGCUUUUACGGGAGAGUUACCUGGCAGAGGCCCGGGCUAGGCACAGACACGGCGAGUCGGCCGACUCGGACUCUACCCCUUCUCGCCGCUUCCUGUAUGGCAGCCUGAAGAACAGAGCAGAGGACUCUGGGACGCAGGAGGACUCUCAGUUCCCCGACCUGUCGGCCUUCCUUAGUCAGGAGGAGCUUGACAAAAGUGUCAACCUCGCCAGACAGGCCAUCGGCCACGAGUCUCACCAAAAUGAAAGGUCAGAGGUCAAACCUUCACAGACCUCGUCCUCCCCACCUGCGGCCUCAGCCAUGCCCUCGCCCACGAUAAAAGCCCCCGUUGAAAAAACAGAAACUGUACCUCAGGCACAGUCAUUCACAGCCAACAGACAACCCUCUAUAGAAAAAACAGACACUUUACCACCACAGGCACAGUCAUUCACACCCAACAGACAACCCUCGAUUGAAAAAACAGAGACCCUACCACAGGCACAGUCAUUCACACCCAACAGACAACCUCCCUUUGAAAAAACAGAGUCAUUCACACCCAACAAGCAACCAACGCUACAAAACGCAGUGUCACACGACGGCGUCAUAGGAAACAACAGGGCCCCCAGAGAGCCUCAAGCCCCGGACUUCAGACGGCCCGUGAGGAACACUCCUUAUGGCAACGAGGCCCAGUCCAAAAAGGAAUUCCUCAACAAAGCUGCCGACUUCAUUGAGGAGCUGUCCUCGCUCUUCAAGGCCAACAGCUCCAAGCGGGUACGACCUCGUUCCUGUAAGCCCCACAGGAGCAGGCUGGGGAACAAGGGCCAGCCCGACGGCCAGGCCACCUAUGGCCUCAAUGUUGUGGAGGAGCGGGAGAGACCCGUUCACUCUUACGACGCAGAUGCAACAGAGGCCCUAUGCGACGAGGAACUCCCUCAGCAGGAGCAGGAGGAGGUGGACAUGGCUGAAAUGAUGGAACUGGAACUGGAACAGGAAACGUUUGUCCCACCUGGCUGUACCCCAGCUGGAGAACCUGAACGGGAACCUGAACCAGAAGCAGAACUGGACCCAGCGGUUGAGGCAGUGGCUGAAGCGGAGGGGGUUACUUAUGCUGAGGCUGAUACUAAUGCUACUGCUGGAGCUGGUGCUGAGACUGGCCCUGGUGCUGGGGCAGAGGCCGAGGUUGACGUCAUGAUGGCCGAGACCGUGGCAGUGGAGAACCCAGCCCUGCUAGAGGCCCAGGCCUCAGACGAGCCUCCCUACGAGCCUCCUCAUUUCAUUCAGAAGCUGAAGAGCCGGGAGGUUCCCGAGGGGAGCAAGGUGCGUCUGGACUGUAUUGUAAGAGGUCUCCCAGUCCCUGAAGUCCGGUGGUUCUGUGAGGGAAAAGAGUUGGAGAAUAGUCCUGAUAUCCAGAUCAUCACCAAUGGAGAACAGCACUCUCUAAUCAUCGCAGAGGCUUUCGAAGAAGACACGGGACGAUACUCCUGCUUUGCCUCCAACUUCUAUGGCACGGACUCUACAUCCGCAGAAAUUUAUAUUGAAGGUGCUUCAUCUUCAGAAUCUGAGGCAGAGCAUAAUUUUGAGCAGUUAGCACAGUUGCCAAAGCAGGCAGCCACGUCACAGGACACCUUGCCACCAGUCUCCAGCAGUGCAGCUAAUGCAGUUGUUGAUGACACACAACCUGCAACACCAGCAACCAUUUACUCUGAAGCACCUGCACAGACAGAGGAUUCUAUACAGACGGUGGACACCAGUGAAGACCCUGCUUCCAAUCAGGUCCUCUUUACACCGCCACCCACUGACCAGGUCGCUUCGCCAUCUGCCUCCAAUCAAGUCGGUUUUACUCAACCAACUGCCGACCAGCAGGCUGCCUCUCUAGCUGCUUCUAACCAGGUCCUCUUCGCCCAGGUGCCUGCUGCCCCAGCAUCCGGUCAGGUCUUCUUCUCUCCACCACCUACUGCCCUGGUGACGUCUCCACCUGCUUCCAACCAGAUCCUCUUCACACCACCACCCUCCACACAAGAGCCCACACCUGUUUCCAAUCUUCAGGUCCUCUUCGAACAACCACCCACCGCCCAGGUGACCUCUCCACUGACUCUCACCACUGGUCAAGUGGCUUCUGCACCCGCUCCCACUCAGGUCCUCUUCACAUCACCAGACGCAGUCCAGGAACCUUCUCCCCUUCUGGUGAGCCCUCAGCUGGAGCCAGCAUCUCUCCUGGUCCCGGAUCUCAGCAGCACGCCUGCUCCCCUGCAGGAGAUCCCUCAGGAGCCCCUCUCCCUCACACAGCCCGUCACGCCUCCGGACGUCAUCUCUGCUCUGGUGGACUCGGGCCCACAAUCGCUGCCCCCGCUGGGCAUCUCCACGUCCCCACCCUCCCUGGCACCCACUUCCCUGGCACCCACCUCCCCAACCCCCACCUCCCUAGCCCACACCUUCGUGGUCCCCACCGCCUCUCUACCGCCUCCCCAGCAGCCGCUCUCCAUCUUGGAAGAAACCUUGGCCCCUUUGUCACAAGCACCCGCUGCCUCUUCAACGCUGCCUCCCCUGGUACUGGGCACCCAGUCUAAUGUACUUGAGGGUCAGAAUGGAGGCAGCUAUCCUCAAGGUUUAGAUGGAAGGCCAAUAAUGGCGGCACCUGUCUUCACCAAGAGUCUGCAGGAUCUGCUGGCGCUGGAGGGCCAGUUGGUGGUGCUGGAGUGCCGUGUAAAGGGGGUGCCCUCUCCCAAGGUGGACUGGUACAGGGAGGGCACGCUCAUCGAGGACUCUCCCGACUUCAGGAUCCUGCAGAAGAAGCCCAGGUCUAUGGCAGAAUCAGAGGAGAUAUGCACUUUGGUUAUUGCUGAAGUCUUCCCCGAGGAUUCUGGAACGUUCACUUGCACCGCCAGCAAUAAAUAUGGCACAGUCUCCAGCGUGGCUGCUCUGAAAGUGAAAGGCAAUGUCACCAGCACCAACACAAACCAUGUAAACACCACACUGUCCAGCCUAAACCUGGAGUCCACACUCCCUAAGGUGCCCGGUCAGGCCGCCUCGGAGUAUAAGCCGCUGAGUGUGAAAUCCCAGCUGGACGGCGCCCUGACCAACUGCAGCAAGGCUUACUCCAGCACCCUCUCCCUCGACCCGCUCAGCCUCAACAGCACCCUGCGCUUAGAUGCCUACAGCGCCAGCAUGCCCAGCCUUGACCCGCUAAGCUUCAGCAGUACCCGCCUCGACGCUUUUAGGCCCACCCUCAUGUCCGCCGCCGCUCCUGCCGCCCCUCCUGCCGCGCCUGUCGCCAUCGAGCCCGUCGCCAUCGAGCCCAUCAGCUUCAGUAUGCCUCAUCUUGACCCUCAUAGCCUUAACCAGACUGCUCAACUCUAUGAACCAAUGCCCAGCUUUAACCAGACUGCCCAACUCUAUGAACCAACGCCCAGCUUUACCCAGACUGCCCAACCCUACGAACCGACCCCCAGCAUUAACCAGACUGCACAACCCUACGAGCCGACCCCCAGCCUUAACCAGACUGGCCAACCCUACGAGCCGACCCCCAGCAGCCUACCCUCAGUGCCCCUUCUCCAGCUUAACUCCCCCCACCUCCCCAGCCUCUGGCCUGCUCCCCAGCCUGACCCCUCUAGUCCUCCUCCCAGAGACGCUGGGCCCGUGCACGGGGCUCUAGAACCAGCAGCAGCCUACAUAGUCCCAGCAGCAACCGCCUCUCCUUCUGAGCCACUAACCUCCUGCCUCAAACCCCAGCUGGACCAGCCAUCGCUCAGGCAACCUGAGGUGCAGUCUGUCCUCUUUUCCUCCUCCACCACCCCCACCAUCACCUCCUCUUCCUCUGACAUUCUCUCUGGUGCUGUGGUCAUGCCCUCCAAAGCGGAGGGUGCUCCGGCCAUGGCCACGGCCCCGGCGGCCAAAGCCCCUGAGCCCAAAUGUACUGUACCCCUCCCAGAUCCGCCGGCCUCCUGCCUCAAGACCAGGACGGACGGCAUCCUGAGUAGCCGCAGGGAGGGGCGCUCGGCGUCUCGUGCGGGCCGCCGCGUGCAUUUUAGACUGCCCGAGGACGAGGUGGAGGAACAGCAGAGCGAGGACGGCUCGGAGGAUUUGUAUCCAUCGCUAAAGGCGCCACCUCCUGUCCUGGCCAAGCCUAAACUGGAUCCUGUCCAGCUCCAGCUGCUCCACAACCAGGUUCUCCUGGAGCAGCAGCAGGAUGGCGGUAGCCCCCAGCAGGCCCCCGAGAGAGCAGAGCCGUCAUCCCCAUGGGGGACUGAUCCAUGUGCCCCAACAACCCACGCCCCUGUCACGGCCAGGUCGGCCCCCGGUCCGGUGCCUCCCCCAGCUCCUGUGGUGGUGGACUCCAGACCACCGGCGCUGCAGAUGAGCCCAGCAGCAGUACCUGCACCUCCGGCUGUGAAUACCGCCAUGUCUCCCAUGAUGCCUCGGGUGGCCUCCACCUCAGCUCCUGCACCUGCACCUGCACCUGCUCCUGCUCCUGCUCCUGUCAGCAUGUCUGCACCCCAGAUGCCAAAGCUGUCUGCUGCAGCUGCACCAGUGAACCAGAUGUCCCCGAUGACUAUGGCAGGCAUGGGCAUGGGCAUGGGCAUGGGAAUGGGCAUGGGAAUGGGCAUGGGCAUGGGCACGGCGCCUCUGUCUCACAUCGCCAUGGCGCCUACGCCACAGGUGGCCCCCAUGGCAGUUCCAGCCGCUGUGCCGAUGAACAUGGCACCUCCCCCCACCUCCACGCCGCGGCCACUCAGCACCACCUUCAUGCCCCCGGCAGCGGUGAGCUCCCAGCCGCCUCCGCCCGUACCCAAGUUCAUGACCACGCCAACGCCACCACAGAUGAGCAUGGCUCCUUCUUCGCCACCCAACAUCAGCUCCUCGAUGAUCAACCUUGCUCCUCUCACCCCGAUGUCUCCCGCUCUACCAAAAGCCCCCAUUGCUCCACUGAGUUCCCCUCCAGUCCCGGCUCCAGUUCCAGCUGCAGUUCCAGUUCAUGUUCAGGUUCCUCCCGUAGUUCCAGUCCAAGCCCCUGCACCGCCUCAACCCCCACUGCCUCCACCGGUGAGCUCCAUCCUCUCCAACAUCAACAACGCCCAAAACUUCAGCUACUCCCGUCCCAAAGAGUUCAUCGCCGCCCAGAGCCUCUCCCCGGUCAGGAGCCCGUCCCCGACCGAAUCCCCGGUGCCCUUGCUCCAUGAGCUGGCCGCUGAGCUCCACCAGAGGCUGGCCAGGGAGAGAGAGACCAGCUCCCCGCUCAGCCCUGCCUCGUCCGUCUCCAGCUUCCCCAUGUCCCCACGCGUCUUCCACACCCGGGUACUGGACCCGGCCAGCAGCCCCCCGUACAUCUCCUCCCCGACCCUGGUGACGCCGGCCUUCGUCAACUCGCCGUUCCUGCGAGCCCAGUCUCCGCCGCAGGCCUCCUCCCCUACGUCCAGCAGCUCCACGCCCAGCCCCAUCCAGAACCCUGUGGCCUUCCUCAGCUCCGUGCUGCCCUCGCUGCCCUCACUGCCUGGCACCACCAACUCCAUGGGCCUGCCCAAGAGGGCCCCCAUUGUGCCUCAAAGUAUACUGAGGAAGACGAACCUGAGCCAGCGGCUUCCGUCUGAUGCGGAGAUCCGUGAGAGCAAAGAGAGCCUCCUUCAGGAUAUUGAGAAGAAGCUGAGAUUUAAAGAAGAUACGAUACGCCCAGGGCCACAGACUCAGCCUUUGCCUUAUGAGGGGAAAGCAGCGAGCAGACCUCUUGGACCAAACAUUCCCACUGCAACUGUCAUUAACUAUGACGAGGAGUACAAGGUGUCUAACUUUGAGCAGCGUCUGAUGAACGAGAUCGAGUUUCGGCUGGAGCGCACCCCGGUGGAGGAGUCGGAUGACGAGGUGCAGCAUGACGAGAUCCCCACGGGCAAGUGCAUCGCCCCGCUCUUCGACAAGAAGCUGAAGAACUACAGGGCCACCGAGGGAGCGCCCCUCUCCUUCACCUGCAAAGUGGUCGGAAUCCCCAUCCCAAAGGUCUACUGGUUCAAGGAUGGGAAACAGAUUCUGAGGAAAAACGAUCACUACAAGAAGAUCAGGGAGGGAGAUGGAACGUGUGCGCUCUACAUAGCGUCCGUCACGAAUGAUGAUGAUGGAAACUACACAGUAAUGGCUGCCAAUCCACAGGGAAGGAUGAGCUGUUCUGGUCAUCUGAUUGUUCAGACGGGUCCAAUACGAAACAGACAGAGUGUUGUUCAUUCACAGAGGGUGCGUGCUCGUGUCCAGGAAGUGGAGGAAGGAGAGCCAACUCAGGAGCGUUUCUUCAGGCCUCACUUCCUGCAGGCUCCAGGGGACAUGGUGGCCCAUGAGGGGCGGCUUUGUAGACUAGACUGUAAGGUGAGUGGUUUGCCGAACCCAGAGAUCAUGUGGCUGAUAAAUGGGAGGCCCAUCUAUCCAGACUUCACCCACCGGAUGCUGGUGAGAGAAAAUGGAAUCCACUCCCUCAUCAUCGACCCCCUGAGUCAAAAGGAUGGGGGCACGUACACCUGCAUCGCCUCCAAUAAAGCCGGCCAGAGCUCUUUCUGCCUUGAACUGAGAGUCGUGGAGAAAGAGUUGAAGCAUCCGCCGCAGUUUGUGGAGAAGCUCCAGAACACGGGUAUUGCGGAGGGCAUCCCUGUCCGGCUCGAGUGCAGGGUGGUGGGCAUGCCUCCACCCGCCAUCUUCUGGAAGAAAGACAACGAGACCAUUCCUCACUCUAGGGAUAGAAUGAGCAUGCAUCAGGAUGCCACAGGAUAUGUUUGCCUGCUCAUCCAGCCAACCAGGAAAGAGGAUGCUGGGUGGUACACGGUCUCAGCCAAGAAUGAGGCGGGCAUCAUCUCAUGUACAGCAAGGCUAGACAUUUAUGCUCAGUGGCACCAGCAGAUUGUUCAGCCCAUCCGGAGGAGCUCUCGCCCCACCAGUCGCUACGCCGCCCUCACAGGCCAGGGACUGGACAUCAAGUCGGCCUUCCCCUCCAGCGACAACUGGCCCAUCCUAUUCGCCAGCUCGCCCACAGAGGCCACCCUAGAGAGCGAUGAGCUGUGAGCAAGAGAGAGAGAGGAGAGAAUGAAGAAGAGCCAGAGCAGGACUCACAAGCCCUGCUAGCUAGAGGCGUAGCUAGGAGAUUUCAGGCCCUAGGAGAGAAUAUCCUUUUGGGUCCCCCCACCCAUGCAAAGACACGGUCUUUGGCAGUACUGGGCUGUUUGACAGAUCUUUCACCCAUCACCCACCCGCCCCACCACCCUCACGACUCCCCUGUCCCUGCCAUGUCCCUGAUAUCUGCUCUCAACACCUCUCCCUCUCCGUCACCCCACACCACUUCAUACCCCACCCCUACACUGCAAGUCUAUUAUCCGGAGUCUAUAACUAGACACGUCUAUUAUGCUUUUUAUUUUGCAGUUUUAUUGUUGUGGCUGACUGUGCUUUCACAGGGUUAUAUUCGUGAAGAGAGGUAACCGUUAGUCGACAAUGUCAUUGCUAGCUUGUUUCUUCUUCAUCUACCUGUUUUUGCUAUGUUUGUUUCCCCCACCCUUAGGCACAUUGCCAACGAGGGUUGAGAAAAUAGUUCACCUCAGCGUGUAGCCUUAGAUAUCGUAGUCGCAUCAUGUCACCAUUGAAAUGCUGGGGUUGGCGUAGUCUGGUAAAUCCACAAGUGGUGGCCCGUGGUGGAAAAUGUGCAGCAGCAUAGAGAUGGGAUGGUUAGUUUGUUUUUAUAGGAUGCUGCUCCUUCUGAGUCUCUGAGUCACUUACUCUGCUGGUCCAUGUCCAAGACUCCCAUGAGUCUGAGUCAUGAGUCAUGUCAGUAUAACUGCUGGAUUGAUUUUGGACUGCAUGUUGUGGAAACCAUAGCCUACACAUGCUUGCAUUUGUGAUUCAUUGUGUAAGUAUGGUGACCACAGAUCCAUGACUCCAUGAGUUAUUUGGAUGGAUCUGAGUGAUUCAGCUGAGUCAACUCGGGGUCUAAGGCAACAUUGCAACUGAGCACCCUUCAUCGAUCACAAACAGUCAUUGUAGAAAGCAGAGCUUGUGCGUAAUAAUGAGCUAUGACGGACCCAAUACAGCACUAUAAUUAAAAAAAUAAUAUUCUCUCCACCAUUCCAAAGUAACUAACUCUAGUAAAGUCACACUAAUUAAUUAACGGUAUGAUAUUAUAGAUGUCAGAUGCCUGAACGGGUUGCAAACUUCAAAGUCUUCCUCACUGGCCUCCACUUGAGGAUUACCCUUAGUGAAAGUGUUAUACUUUAUUGUUUUUUUCUACUUGUAUGUUUUGGAUGAAUAUGUAUGUAAAUGCUGAUUGGAUGGUUGAAAAAACAAUGGAUUAACUCACAAACAUGAAGAACUCACAAAUGUGAAGAACUUAUAAGCCAAUUGAACAAAUUGCAGUUGAACCAAGGUAUGAACUGAAGUUUGAAAAGCCCUCACUUUUCAUUACAACAUUUUUGCUAAAUUCCAUAUAAUUUUCAAUGCGACCACCUGAUCUUCAAGCAAUCUUGAAUAUCUCAUGGAUUGAUCUUAAAGAGCCACACACAUUAUUUAUUUACAUACCUGAAUGAAAACCAUAUGCCAAUCACUGAACUAAACGGCGAAUUAGUUCAAAUAAUGAAUUGAUGAAUGAAAUUAAUUUUUCAUUGAUGAAAAAGAUAAUGCUAUAUUUCUCUUACUGAAUGUUUGCACAAUACUAUAGAUGAGAAUUAUGAAA